Neltuma alba is the source of this 910-nucleotide messenger RNA. Its product is annotated as 40S ribosomal protein S5. NCBI's taxonomy places the organism in Eukaryota, Viridiplantae, Streptophyta, Magnoliopsida, Fabales, Fabaceae. Gene Ontology annotation, biological process: translation. Gene Ontology annotation, cellular component: small ribosomal subunit. The record is from RefSeq and is a predicted model, not a curated record. The transcript has 4 exons. Gene Ontology annotation, molecular function: structural constituent of ribosome; RNA binding. The coding region runs from base 65 to 691 and encodes 208 amino acids.
ACCAAAUUCUCUUCCUGUCUUGCUCUGUGCGUUUCUGUGUUCCAAGCUCCCGGUAAGCAUCAAGAUGGCCGCCGUGGUUGCUCAACCUCCGACUCAUGAUCUCUCCGAGCCAGUUAUCGACGUCAAGCUCUUCAAUCGCUGGACCUUCGACGAUGUUCAGGUAAACGACAUAUCCUUGGCUGAUUACAUUGGCGUGGCUCCUGCCAAGCAUGCAACCUAUGUGCCUCACACUGCUGGGAGGUAUUCAGUCAAGCGUUUCAGGAAAGCACAAUGUCCAAUAGUUGAGAGGCUUACCAACUCUCUCAUGAUGCAUGGGCGAAACAAUGGCAAAAAGCUAAUGGCAGUGAGGAUUGUUAAGCAUGCAAUGGAAAUUAUCCACUUGCUAACUGAUCAAAAUCCCAUUCAAGUUAUUGUUGAUGCUGUGAUCAACAGUGGACCAAGAGAAGAUGCUACUCGUAUUGGGUCUGCUGGUGUUGUCAGACGUCAAGCUGUGGAUAUAUCUCCUCUGCGACGUGUGAAUCAGGCAAUUUACCUCCUUACUACAGGAGCUCGUGAGUCUGCAUUCAGGAACAUUAAGACGAUCGCAGAAUGCUUGGCUGAUGAACUUAUCAAUGCUGCAAAGGGAUCAUCAAACAGCUAUGCCAUCAAGAAGAAGGAUGAGAUCGAGAGAGUUGCUAAGGCCAACCGUUGAGGGAUGGAGAGUGGCAUGGUAUUUAGAGUUUCGGUUGAGUGGCUUUUUUUCAUUGCCUGUUGCCCAUGAGUCUUCUGUUCCUAUUGAACCUAAAGUGAAGAUAUGGUUGCUUAUUGUUUAAGAUGUAGUUUGUCACUAGACAGUAGAUUUUAUCGUCAGAAAGCAUAAUUUUCAAUUUUGAAGUUAUGAUAUCAUAUGACUGGCUCCUUCAUAAAGUUU